Molecule: messenger RNA, 489 nt
Organism: Vicia villosa (hairy vetch)
Lineage: Eukaryota; Viridiplantae; Streptophyta; Magnoliopsida; Fabales; Fabaceae
Exons: 1
Coding region: 1-489 (162 amino acids)
Source: RefSeq, a predicted model, not a curated record
AUGGCUUGGAGUAAUCUUUGUCUUCAAAACCCUGCUCGACCGUGUGCUAUUGUGAUCCUUUGGCUACUUUGUCAUAGGAGACUUGCCACUAAAAGCAGACUUUGUAAGCUUGGCUUCAUCAACAUUUCUACUUGUUCUUACUGUGGUUUGAUCGAAACCGAUAGUCAUAUCUUUUUUGAAUGUAGUGAAUAUCGUGAGAUAUGGAUAGCUAUCCUUCAAUGGCUUCAAAUUGAUCAUAGUCCUAAGCAAUGGGAUGAUGAGAUAAGUUGGCUUGUGAAUAGAACUAAGGGCCAAGGCUGGAGGGCUAAAUUACUCAAACUAGCAAUUGCUGAAGGUGUCUAUGGCAUAUGGCUGCAUCGGAACAGACUGAUCUUUAGGACUCCUAAUGAUAGUAAACACACUAUACAAGGGAUUAUUGAUAAAAUUGUAUAUCGGGGCUGGACAUGUAGAGCUUUAAAACCACAUAUUGCUAGUCUUAUGAUUAUGUAG